Molecule: messenger RNA, 1529 nt
Organism: Bradysia coprophila
Lineage: Eukaryota; Metazoa; Arthropoda; Insecta; Diptera; Sciaridae
Product: caspase drICE-like
Biological process (GO): positive regulation of neuron apoptotic process; apoptotic process; proteolysis
Cellular component (GO): cytoplasm
Molecular function (GO): cysteine-type endopeptidase activity
Source: RefSeq, a predicted model, not a curated record
UCAUUAUACGCACCACAAACCAAACAAACAUUGUUGAAUCGCUUACAGUUAGAGCAGUGCAUUCGAAUUCGAUUUUGGAACGAAUUGUGACCGUAUUCCAAUAUCUAAGUGUAGUCCCAAAAUGAGUGACGAAGAAAACACGAUGAAUGGUAACAUCAACACCGGUCCCGUUCCGAAAACAUUCGAAUAUCACAUGAAGCACACAAAACGUGGUAGCGCACUGAUAUUCAAUCACGAAGUAUUUGCAAAUCCUAAUGAAUACGGAAAGAGAUCGGGAACCAAUCUGGAUUGUGAAAGAAUGUCACAAACUUUGACGGAUCUCCAUUUUAAUGUAACAGUGUACAAUGACUUGCCGCUCGCUGAAAUAAUGCAUCGAAUGAGGCAAGCAUCUCAACAGGACUUCACGGAUCAUGACUGCAUAUUGAUGGUCAUUCUAUCGCAUGGUAAAGAAGACCUGAAAAUUGCUGCUCAUGAUAGCGAAUACAGUUUGGCCAGUGUUUUCCACUAUUUCAAGGACAGCCAGUGCCCGUCUUUGAAGGGCAAACCGAAACUCUUUUUUAUUCAAGCAUGUCAGGGUUCUGCGGUCGAUCCUGGAAUUGAAUUGAAAUCAAACCAUCAACACGCAUCAAACAGUCGUCAAGAGCCUGAAUUUUGUUUGAAAAAUAGCUUCAUUGGCUGUUACAAUGUGAUCAUUCCACCAGACUUUCUCAUAGCUUAUUCCACCAUCCCAGGAUUUGUUUCCUGGCGUAACUCAAAUGGAUCGUGGUUUAUACAGACUCUGUGCGAUUUGCUCAAUGAAAGCGGCAAAACGCAAGACAUCCUCACUUUACUAACAUCCGUAAAACGUCGCGUAGCAACAGAUUACUGCUCAAACACCGAAGACAAGGCAAUGGACAAAAAGCUUCAGAUUCCAAGCACCAUUACAACUCUUACGCGCUUAUUAAAAUUCACCGGUAAAGAUGAUAUAGCCAGUACCAAAAGAAAGUAACGUCGUCUCUCUACGUUUCUGCAUGGGUAUAUAUGUCUAUAUAUAUAUAUAGACAUAUACAAGCCCGGAAACAUGACUGUUGAUCUCAGUUAAUUUUUAAAAGAUGUGAACACAAUUUUAUUCAUUCUUUUAUUUAAAAUUUAAAAUUAUUUCCUGAUUUUUUGAUAACGUAAAAAAUAAAUAAAAAAUUAGCUAAAAGACUGGAGAUAAAGUCUACCAUCUGCUUGUUUCGAUUUCUUCGGUAGAGAUUAACAACGACCAUCGAAACAAGAAAAUAUUAUAGAAGUUUUUGGGUCCUUAAUUUUUAUAGAUAAUCACGAAGUUUUUCAUCGAUUUUAUAUAAAAAUUGUAAAUUAUAUUUCAAUGUUUGUUGUGAUUUUCCAUAGAGAGACUCGCCGUAGCUCAACUAACAAUUUCGCCAUUGUGAUUGCCAAAUAUUUCACCUACGGAUUGUAAAUUAUUCCAGUGAAAGACACUUUUUGUUCCCACAAACGAAGUUUUCAAUCCAUCUAAUUCCAAUUCAUUGUUGUGUGCAAUAAUA